Messenger RNA from Sinocyclocheilus anshuiensis, 1807 nucleotides. RefSeq names its product high mobility group protein HMGI-C. The record is from RefSeq and is a predicted model, not a curated record. Lineage: Eukaryota; Metazoa; Chordata; Actinopteri; Cypriniformes; Cyprinidae. Gene Ontology annotation, molecular function: transcription coregulator activity; DNA binding. Gene Ontology annotation, biological process: regulation of DNA-templated transcription. Gene Ontology annotation, cellular component: chromatin; nucleus. Bases 132 to 491 code for a protein of 119 amino acids. The transcript has 7 exons.
UUGACGUACUCGGCACACGCGAAGCCGCUGCUCCAGGUGAACGUGCUCUCCAGUGCUGAGGACAACGCAAGUAAAGCGGUCUGCCCGAGGUUGUGUGUGUCCAUGCAUGCUUGAGAAGGUUUGGGAUCAGGAUGGACGUGGAGGAGACCGGAGCAGGUCAGGUGGAGACAGCGGCCCCAGAGGAGGAGGCACCAGCUCCCAAACGCGGGAGAGGACGACCCCGCAAACCACAACAGGAGCCUGUUGAAGCUUCUGCUCCCAGGAGGCCGAGAGGAAGGCCAAGAGGCAGUAAAAAUAAAGGCCAGCGGGUCACAGCCAAAGUAGAGCCACCUAGAGAACGGAGACCACGAGGUAGACCAAGAAAAUGGCCCCAGAAGACCGUUCGUCAAGAAGAACAGCAGCCUCAUCCUGCGGUUCAAGGGGCGGAGUCAACAGAGGAUCCGCCCAUUCAGACUCCACCUGCUGCGUUACCAUCACAGGAGAGCAACUAAAACUACCUCAGUGAUGACUUUGUUACUACGUUGGGGUGGAAAGAAUAGAUUCAAUUGCAUCUAUUUACACCAAAGAAGAAUAAUGACCUGAUCAAAGAUGUAAAACCACAAUCAUUAUAAUUCACAUGAUGAUGGUGAAACUCAGUACCUCAACAUCAGAAACCUCAAAGAUUUUGCUUGCUCAUUCUAGAUAAUGGAUGAUUUGCCAUUUGUUUUUAAAUGCAUAUAUUGUCAAUGGCCAGUCUCUUGAACAAGGUAACUUUUUGGCACUAUAUUUUCAUAAUUAGCAUUUUUUAAAUCAUCCAGUCUAAUUUGUAUUGCUAUGAAUUGUGUUAUUGCGCUGAUAUGGGAAUGAUGUUUACAACAUGACUAAUGUUUAAAGCAUCUCCUAUUGUCAACACAGUUGUGUUAUGUUAAAUAUUACAGCUCAUAUACAGAAGAUGCACUUAAACAGGUAUAAUGAUUCUUUACAAAAUUUUGAUCAAGAACCUUUUUCUGAUCAGGAAGUUUUUGGUGUGAAGUCAAUUCAUUGUUCAUGGUAUAUGUCAUCAGUUUAGUCAUUUACUUGUUAAAACAUUUGACAACGUGCCUCAUAAAUACAGCCUCAGGUAACUUACCUCUUUUUUAUAUUCUUCAAAGGCCAGUAAUGCUGUUUAUGCAGCCGUAUGUCAAUGAAUAAAGUUCCUGUUUGAGACAUGUUUACAUCAUCCAUCAGUUAUUUUCUAUAUUGCAUUAACAAGAACGAUUCCCUAGUUUUCAAUAACACCUGCACGUCAUAGUUUAAAUAUCAUUUUUAUUAUGUCCUUCAUUGUCAUAAAAGUUAAAAACGUCUUUAAAAUUAUCCGCCGCUGGUUUGUGGUACACAUAGAAUUAUUACAUUUUGCUUAUUUCAUCUACACACGCACACACACACACAAAAUCACUUUUUUCAUUGUAAAUCUUGCGUAAUCAGUCAGCAUUCAUCAUUUAUGCAGAUUCACAGGCUCUGUGACAGAACGUUUGUGUUUCACAUGGAAGAUCUUUAUAAUACUGUAUCUGAAAUGGCUGACUGAUGUCAUCUCUGACACUUCAUCACAAUUUAAAUUAAACAAAUGUAACUUUAAAGCUAAAAAUUCUGUUCUCAGGGAAAGUUCAUGUACAUCCUUUUAGUAAACUCGUCAGUUUACAGAACAUGUUUAGCUAUGAAUAAAUAAUAAACCAAACUAAUAAAGAAUUCUAACAAAAAAAGGGGGGGGGGGGGAAAGUUGCGGUAAAGUUGCAUUUGGAGUCCCUUCUUAAAAAUAAACAUUAUUUUAUCAGUCAUUCCAAUAAAAAAG